AUGGCCGCCUCUGAAGGAGUUGUAGCACUGUGUAAGUUUUUUACAACGUUGUCUUUCGUUAUCAAUGUUGUUAGUGCUUCCUCCAAAUGCACCGACCAACUACGAGAUGCACAAGUCAAGCAAAUUGCAUACUUGAUUUAUGUUGAUGAAUUGGAGACUGGUAGAGGUCUCAAUCAAAUUAGUAAAUUAAAACGAACCGGAGAUACUAGAUGGAGUUCUCAUCUCAUAUCAGUUUCUAGCUUAAUCAACAUGUUUAGUCCAACUUGUGAGGUUUUGCUCAAAAAUUUUGAGGAAGGAACUGGUCCAAUCAAAGGAGAUGCAGAUUCGUCAUAUGAGGCUAUGACAAUAUUUGAGUUCAUAUUUGUCUUGCAUCUCGAAAGAGAAAUAAUGCAUAUCACUGAUUUACUUUGUCAAGCUUUACAAAGGCAAGGUCAAGAUAUUUUUAACUCAUUGAGGUUAGUUGCACCUACCAAAAUGUUAUUACAACUAAUGAAAGAUGAAAGUUGGGAUGUUUUGCUUUGCCUUGUUAAGUCAUUUUGUCAGGUACGUAAUGUAGAUAUUCCUGACUUGUCUUAUACCUACUUUAGUAGAGGUAAUCGAGCUCGUAAUGAGCAUAGUGAUCAUACACUUGAGCAUCAUUACCGAGUGGACAUCUUUUAUGAAGCAAUUGGUUGUCAAUUAAUGGAAAUAGAUCAUCGUUUCAGUCAUGGUUCCAAGGAGAUGCUUCGUCUUGCUUCAACUCUAGAUCCCAAAAAUGCCUAUGAGACUUUUAGAAGUCUUGAUGUACGACAACUAGUAGAGAAGUUCUAUCCUGAAGAUUUCAGUGAUCAUGAGAAAACAAUUCUGAAAAUGCAACUUCAACAUUAUGCUAUUGAUGUCGUUCACCAUACAAAUUAUAAGCAAUUGACAUCUAUUGCAGAAUUGUGUCAAUGGGAAGUAGCUGAAAAGAUUAGUUUGGAGGAAAUUGUGGAAGACUUCAAGGUGGCGCAAGAUCGACGGGUUCCACUUUGA
Cynara cardunculus var. scolymus (artichoke) is the source of this 1011-nucleotide messenger RNA. RefSeq lists its product as uncharacterized. The coding region runs from base 1 to 1011 and encodes 336 amino acids. The transcript is spliced from 3 exons. NCBI's taxonomy places the organism in Eukaryota, Viridiplantae, Streptophyta, Magnoliopsida, Asterales, Asteraceae. The record is from RefSeq and is a predicted model, not a curated record.